UGUAAGACAUUCGUCCACCUGACGAGCCUCAGCAUGACUUAUAAAUACUGAUACGUUCUCAUCAGCUCAGCUCACUCUUAGCAAGGACAACAUGGCUGUCAGCGACCCGCCUCUGCUCCAUCGUAGCGAAAGCCCCAGUGAAUCACUACGCGCCGAAGAGGAGGAUGCCCUAUUGACAGGACAACACAUCAACCGCACAUCUACUAGCAGAUGGCGGACCUGGCGAGAGAUUGGGCUCUUCACUUGGGCUACACUAGCAACUGCAGCACUCAUUAUCGUCGCAGUGAUCCUCCAAAAGCAACAAACGGAAGACGACAACAGACCAACACCAAGCGGGAAGAGAAAUCUCAUAUUCAUGGUUUCAGAUGGCAUGGGUCCUACAAGCUUGUCAUUGACUAGGAGUUAUAAUCAAUUCCAGUAUGCACUGCCGUGGGGCGAGCAGCUUACCAUUGAUAAGUACUUGAUUGGUCAAAGCAGGACUAGAAGUACAAGCAGUCUUGUCACGGACUCUGCAGCAGGCGCGACAGCAUUUUCGUGCGGUAUCAAGAGCUAUAACGGAGCGAUCAGUGUCCUAGAUGAUCAUUCUCCAUGUGGAACUGUUCUUGAGGCAGCUAAGAAAGCCGGCUAUAUGACUGGGUUGGUUGUGACUACAAGAAUCACCGACGCAACUCCGGCAUGCUUUGCAGCCCACGUCAACAUGCGUUCUGAGGAAGAUAGAAUUGCUGAGCAGCUUGUCGGUGAUUAUCCUUUGGGGAGGGUCGUGGAUCUCAUGCUAGGUGGUGGACGGUGUCACUUUCUGCCAAACACUACGGCUGGUUCAUGCAGAGCAGAUGAUAAGGACAUAAUUGCGCUGGCCAAGAAGAAUGGUUUUAACUACGCCAAAGACAGGAAGGACUUCGACAACUUGAAAUUGGGCAAGGCUCUUAAAUUUCCUAUGCUUGGCCUGUUCGCGGAGACCGAUAUUCCCUAUGAGAUCGAUCGUCGCAACGAACACGACAUCUAUCCUUCUCUUGAUGAGAUGGCGCGAACAGCCAUGGAAGCCCUCAGUGCAGCGACCAAAGACAGCGAAAAGGGCUUUUUCCUAAUGAUUGAAGGUAGUCGCAUCGACCAUGCUGGUCAUGCCAACGAUCCUGCCGCCCAAGUUCAUGAAGUUCUGGCUUACGACAAGGCAUUUGCCAGCGUCAUAGACUUCCUCGAGCAUGAUACUACAGAGGGGUUAAUGGUAUCUACUUCGGACCACGAAACAGGUGGAUUAGCAACGGCUCGCCAGCUUCAUUCAACAUAUCCAGAGUAUCUGUGGUUUCCUGGCGUGCUUGCAAAUGUAUCUGCAUCAGCAGAGCGAUUGUCUCAAAAUUAUUUCCGGAAGCUGCAGACUGAGCCCAAAGAAGUCACGUCCUGGGUCAAGAACGCUGUUUCGGAACAGCUUGGGAUUCAUGAUGCAACGGAUGAAGAGAUCGCGUUGAUUGUAGAUCAUCCAGAAACAGCACCCUACACUUUCGCCGACAUGGUCAGUCGACGAGCACAAACUGGUUGGAGCACUCAUGGCCAUUCUGCUGCCGAUGUCAACAUCUACACAUCUUCACCGAAAGUAGCGGCCGCACUACGUGGCAAUCAUGAAAACACAGAAGUUGGCAAAUUCCUUCGGGACUAUCUGAAUGUUAAUGUGGAUGAAAUAACUCAAGAAUUGAAGGAGAAGGGUACAUUAUUUGACACGGUGAACGCUCAGGGCGAGACGAUCAGUUGGAUGGGUAAAAUACCACAUCAAGGUGAGCGUCUAGACGGCCAAGAUCAUGUAGAUCACUACCAAGGUGACUUCAAGAAACAUAAGAGGUGCGAAAUCUGCGGUCUGUAAUAUAUCUGAGGCAUAACAAACGUUCCAUUCAAGGGUUAUGCCAUGGCAGGCGUUUGUGGAAUAUGUUAGAAGGAAUGAAAGUGAAGAAUUUGUCCUAAUGGCCAAUAUCUUAUUUCCUCGGCUGUCGUUCGUGCUCCACGAAAUCUCGG
Messenger RNA from Verruconis gallopava, 2001 nucleotides. RefSeq lists its product as uncharacterized. The record is from RefSeq and is a predicted model, not a curated record. The coding region runs from base 92 to 1852 and encodes 586 amino acids. Gene Ontology annotation, biological process: dephosphorylation. Lineage: Eukaryota; Fungi; Ascomycota; Dothideomycetes; Venturiales; Sympoventuriaceae. Gene Ontology annotation, molecular function: alkaline phosphatase activity. Gene Ontology annotation, cellular component: fungal-type vacuole membrane. The transcript is spliced from 2 exons.